GAAAGAAAGCCCUAGGGCUUACAUCACUCCGUCUCCAACCCACCCACUAUAUAACAUCCUCUCUCAUCGCCGCCACAACCCUAGGGUUUUGCUUAAGCUCGAAUCUCACUUUCAAGCUUCUCCAUUCUCAUCAGCGUUCAAAUCAUGUCGAUGGGAGACGUCGCCUGCAGCUACGCUGCUCUCAUCCUCCACGAUGAAGGAAUCCCCAUCACGGCGGAUAAGAUCUCGACCCUGGUGAAGGGCGCCAACAUCCAGAUCGAGUCCUACUGGGCCCCGCUCUUUCGCCAGCGCUGUUCCAGAACAGGAGCGUUGAUGAUCUCAUCGCGCGGCAUUGGACCGGUUUCAUUCUUAAUUCUCCUAAUUAUGCGUAGUUCGUUUAUAGUUUUUUUCGAUUGGAAGUUUUUAAGUUUGAUUCUUUUUCCUUUGGGUUUAGGUGGAGGUGGUGCCGCCGCCGCCCCGCCCCCGGCCGCCGCCGCUGCUCCGGCCGCCCGCCCUGCCGUUGAGGAGAAGAAGGAGGAGCCAAAGGAAGAGAGCGAUGACGAUAUGGGAUUCAGCCUUUUCGAUUAGGGAAUGCUUCUACGAAUUACCAGUCAAUUUGGUUUGUGUUUUGUUAGGUGUUACUUGUUGAUUUUUUUCCGGUUUGAAAUUUUUGUAUUUGUUAGGAUUUUGAGUUAUUUUGAAGUUUGGAGCUAUAUAAACUAGCAAAUAUGAUUUAGAUGGAAUGUCUAGUUCUUGCUUGUUAUUCCUCUUUUUCAAUUGAACUAACUUUUUAAAAAAAA
Messenger RNA from Asparagus officinalis (garden asparagus), 779 nucleotides. RefSeq names its product 60S acidic ribosomal protein P1-like. Bases 145 to 567 code for a protein of 140 amino acids. Gene Ontology annotation, biological process: cytoplasmic translation. Gene Ontology annotation, molecular function: structural constituent of ribosome; ribonucleoprotein complex binding; protein kinase activator activity. The record is from RefSeq and is a predicted model, not a curated record. Gene Ontology annotation, cellular component: cytosolic large ribosomal subunit. The transcript is spliced from 3 exons. Lineage: Eukaryota; Viridiplantae; Streptophyta; Magnoliopsida; Asparagales; Asparagaceae.